AAAUAACUUAAACAUAAUUCCUUUUAGACUUCAUGCGAAUGCUUUUCCGGGUUUACGUUAGUGUCAUUUGCCGUGUUUAGCCUUUUGUGACUGAUAUUAUAUAAAAAGUGGUAAAUAUAGAUUAGUGUAGAUACAACACGAACCGUGUUUGUCUGUUUUGGUUUUGGUUUUAAAAUUAAGCGCUAAGCUAUAUGGCGGAUGGAUACACCUUAGACGGACUUCCGUUUGUUAUAUAUAGUGGACCUCAUUUUCUCAGUACCGGCAUUUCAGAGACGCUGUUUGUCUGAUUGUAGUAGGUGACGGCGAGUUUAUAUUCAUUUUUAAUUUAUUUAACCUAUCCACACAAUGCCUGGGUAUUCCGACAGAGACCGCGGCAGGGAUAGAGACAGAGACCGUGGUUAUGGUGGUGGUCCUCCACGCUUUGGAGGCUCCCGUGGUGGCGGAGGAGGUGGCGGCGGAAAGUUUGGCAAUCCUGGUGAGCGCUUACGGAAAAAACACUGGAACCUGGACGAGCUACCCAAGUUUGAAAAGAAUUUCUAUCAGCAGCACCCCGAUGUUGCCCGCAGGUCACCGCAAGAGGUCGAGCAGUACCGGAUGGUCAGAACAAUUACGUUCAAAGGAAGAGAGUGCCCUAAUCCAAUCACACAAUUCCAAGAGGCUGCAUUUCCUUCUUAUGUGAUGGAAGUCAUAGACAAACAAAACUGGACUGAACCAACACCCAUCCAGGCUCAGGGAUGGCCUCUGGCUCUUAGUGGCAAGGAUAUGGUCGGCAUUGCUCAGACUGGCUCUGGCAAAACACUUUCUUAUCUGCUUCCAGCAAUUGUACACAUCAACCACCAGCCUUUCCUGGAACGGGGAGAUGGUCCUAUUUGUCUGGUCCUAGCUCCAACUCGUGAACUGGCUCAGCAGGUCCAACAGGUGGCUGCAGAAUAUGGUAGAGCUUCUCGCCUCAAGUCCACCUGUAUCUAUGGUGGAGCCCCUAAAGGACCACAGAUCCGUGACCUGGAAAGAGGUGUGGAGAUUUGCAUAGCUACUCCAGGUCGUCUCAUUGACUUUCUUGAAGCAGGAAAGACAAAUCUUCGUCGUUGUACAUAUCUUGUGCUGGAUGAGGCAGACAGGAUGUUGGACAUGGGAUUUGAGCCACAGAUCCGCAAGAUUGUUGACCAGAUCAGACCUGACCGUCAGACACUGAUGUGGAGUGCCACCUGGCCUAAAGAAGUCAGACAGCUGGCAGAAGACUUCCUGAAGGAUUAUGUCCAGAUCAAUGUUGGAGCGCUGCAGCUCAGUGCCAACCACAACAUCCUACAGAUAGUGGAUGUGUGCAAUGAUGGAGAGAAGGAAAACAAAUUGAUUCGUCUGCUCGAGGAAAUAAUGAGUGAAAAAGAGAACAAGACCAUCAUUUUUGUAGAGACCAAGAGAAAGUGUGAUGACCUCACAAGGAGGAUGAGAAGGGAUGGUUGGCCAGCGAUGGGAAUUCAUGGAGAUAAAAGCCAACAGGAAAGAGACUGGGUUCUCAAUGAGUUCAAGUAUGGAAAAGCUCCCAUUCUGAUUGCUACAGAUGUUGCCUCCAGGGGUCUCGAUGUUGAAGACGUGAAAUUUGUCAUCAACUUUGACUACCCCAACAACUCUGAGGAUUAUAUCCAUCGUAUUGGCCGAACAGCUCGCAGUCAAAAGACGGGCACCGCCUAUACCUUCUUCACACCAAACAACAUGAGACAGGCCCGCGACCUCAUCUCUGUUCUGCGUGAGGCCAACCAGGCCAUUAACCCUAAGCUCCUCCAGAUGGCUGAAGACAGAGGAGGUCGUUCAAGGGGAGGCCGAGGUGGUGAUUACAGAGACGACCGCCGGGACAGGUAUUCCUCUGGAAGACGUGAUUUCAAUAGUUUUAGGGACAGGGAUAAUAGUAGGGGGUUUGACAAUGGACCAAACAAAUCUUACGUCACCAACGCGCAGAACGGAGGCUAUGGGAGUAACAACACCAGCAGCAACGGCUAUAAUGGAGCUAGCUAUAAUGCUAAUGGACAGUCCAGUUACACUAACGGUCAGGCAGGGGGCUUCGCAGGUCAAAACAACUUCCAGGCCCAGCAGUUUGCCCCUGCUAAGACUGGUACACAGAACGGUGCCACUCAUCCCCCGUUCCCCUUCCCUCAGACACAGGCUCCUCCCCUGCUGGUGCCGUACUCCAUGCCUCCUCAGUUCACUCAGUAAAUUUACCACAUACUUGAAAGAAGUAAUUUAUUGCUUUUUGUCCUGUUAAGGUCUAUAGAUGACACAGAAGUUUUUGUAUCUACAGUGCAGGGUGACACUUGAGGACCUCUGUUCAGUCUUUAAUGGUCUGCAGUGCAGUAGAGUUGCAGCUUUUUCUGUCUAUUUAAUUUGUUACAUUCCUUUAGUUAAUGUUUUUUUUUUUUGUACUAGUUGAUAACAGACAUAUUGUUUUUUUUUUUUUCACGUGUAUCAUGAACAGUGAUAAACAGCUUGUACCCUGGAAGUGCACUGCAUGAUCUUUCAAAUAAAACAACAAAAAAGACCUGUGUACUGUAUUUGAAAGUUGGACACAGCAAGAAUUAAUGGCUUCAUCAUGCAGUAUCAUAUUUGAUCCGCAGGUGGCAUAGUUUGUCGUUACAUUAGAUUCUUUAGUGAAAGCCAGGUAACCAGCAGGUUAAUGUUCUAAGUAGUGUCUCAGUGAAGCAGGAAAUGGAAGUCUUUGUUGCCACAACAACAAAGCUAGCAAAAAUGAAGUGCGGGUAAAAGAACUUCGUCUUGGUUUCCUGAGGGAACUGG
Messenger RNA from Cynoglossus semilaevis (tongue sole), 2784 nucleotides. RefSeq names its product probable ATP-dependent RNA helicase DDX5. The record is from RefSeq and is a predicted model, not a curated record. The transcript is spliced from 13 exons. Lineage: Eukaryota; Metazoa; Chordata; Actinopteri; Pleuronectiformes; Cynoglossidae. Bases 346 to 2208 code for a protein of 620 amino acids. Gene Ontology annotation, molecular function: nucleic acid binding; ATP binding; RNA helicase activity.